UCAUCAGGCCCGUCUUCCAAAGAGAAAUACAAUGCCCAAUGAAAAAUAACAUCCUCAGUUAGCCAAAAGAGGCCAUUUCAAAACCCUCCCGUACUCUGCCUUGGCCCGGGUUUCUUUUGUUGCAGUAACUGUCUAGACGAGAGAGUGAGGUUUUAGAGUGGGAGACGACGGAAAAUGAUCGGAAAAUGGUGAAAGGGGAGAUAAGCGGCGGUCUUUCCGGAGUUUUCUAGCGGGAGAGAAUCUAAACCCUAAUUUGUUGGAUGAGGUCAUAUUUGGAUGAUUCAACAAGUUCGACAACAGUUCUGCGGUUGCUGUUAAAAUGAGAUCAAGAAAUAAUGGGGUCCCUAGAGGUCAGACGGCAAAAAAUUUUCAGGUUGAGGGACCAAAUUGGAUUCUGAUUGCAGGUGGUGCCUUGUUAAGUACGUUGUCAAUUCGUCUUGGUUUCAAGCUGAAGCAGACUCUUGAUUCAAAGCAACAGGCAAAUGCCAGUAAUAGUCUGAAAGAGAAUGGGAACUCGUCUGACAGAAGGAGGACAGGAGGCUGCCACAUGCAUUCGAACGUGUAUUCCUUUACACAAGAUGAUGAUGGUUGCUUCAACUGCAUGUCAGACAUUGCAGAUUUGAAGCACCAGCCUAGUGACCAAAUGCUGUCCGAAUCUGGUGUUGCUCUUCCUUUGGUGACAGUUCCUGGUCCAGAAUUUACCAAGGAGAAUGGCAUUAUGUGGGUAUCCUCUCCUGAUCGUCUUGAGUUGCCUCCAAAGCCAUUAUACCAUUCAAAUUGCUCUGACUCACCAUGCGUCUCAGAUUCUGGUUCUGAUAUCUUCAGCAAGCGAGAAGUGAUACAGAAGUUGAGGCAGCAAUUGAAGAGAAGAGAUGACAUGAUAAUGGAGAUGCAGGAUCAGAUUGUGGAGUUGCAGAAUUCGCUCAAUGCUCAGCUGGCACAUUCUACAAAUUUGCAGUCACAGCUUGAUACAGCUAACAGAGAUUUGUUUGAUUCUGAGAGGGAAAUUCAGAGGCUGAGGAAGGCAAUUGCUGAUCACUGUGUGAAACAUGCAGCCAUCAAUGAAAAACCAACAGUCACUAUAUGGCCAUCUGAGGUGAGAAAUGGUCAUGCAAAUGGGUAUCUGGAUGUGGACAGCAGUUUGCAGUUGUCAGAAAAGGGAAGGGGAGAUGGGGAAAAGGUUGAGAUGCUGAAGAGGGAAGUAGGAGAGUUGAAGGAAGUAAUAGAAGGGAAGGAGUACCUGUUGCAGAGCUACAAGGAGCAGAAGGCAGAGCUCUCCAUGAAGAUUAAAGAGUUACAACAGAGACUGGAUUCUCAUCUCCCCAAUAUUUUGUAGGGAUUGUUAGGUUAUGUGCAUUCUUGCUUUUUUUUUUUUUCUUGUUCUUUGAUUUCACGUUCCAAAUAUAGGAGAAGCUUCUUUUUCUCCAUUCUUUCCUUAUAUAUCUUUGGUUUAGCUUGGAACGUUUGAUGUUUUCUAUGCUUGCUCAAGUGCGCAUGUUGGGGAUUAGAGGGGGGCAAGCAAAAACAAAAGCAAAGUUGUGUAAGGUACUAACUAAAUCUGGCUUGGCAAGUAUUUUCGCCCUUGUAGAAAUCGGAAAAGGUUUUCACUAA
Molecule: messenger RNA, 1611 nt
Organism: Hevea brasiliensis (rubber tree)
Lineage: Eukaryota; Viridiplantae; Streptophyta; Magnoliopsida; Malpighiales; Euphorbiaceae
Exons: 4
Coding region: 320-1336 (338 amino acids)
Source: RefSeq, a predicted model, not a curated record